UUUCCCACCAUUAACACCAUGAAGCUGCUUGCCAUAGCUGUGCUGCUCUUCACUAUCUGUAGCCUUGAAGGGGCUUUGGUUCGGAGACAGGCAGAGGAGCCGUGUCUGCAGAGCCUGGUCUCUCAGUACCUCCAGACCGUGACUGACUAUGGCAAGGACCUGAUAGAGAAGGCCAAGGGCUCAGAACUUCAAACUCAGGCCAAGACUUACUUUGAGAAGACACAGGAGCAGCUGACACCCUUGGUCAAGAAGGCUGGAACUGAUAUCUUUAACUUCUUGAGCAGUUUCAUUGGCCUCAAAACUCAGCCUACUGCCCAGUGAGGUGUCCAGACCACUGUCUUCCAUCCCCAGCUGGCUCCUGGAACAUCCGCUGGAAAGACCUAGAGCUCCUCUCCCUACCCACUCCUUGUUUUCUACAAUAAAUAUUGAAAGAGUCAA
Messenger RNA from Phacochoerus africanus (Common warthog), 438 nucleotides. It is a transcript of the gene APOA2, whose product is annotated as apolipoprotein A2. Gene Ontology annotation, cellular component: blood microparticle; extracellular region; spherical high-density lipoprotein particle. NCBI's taxonomy places the organism in Eukaryota, Metazoa, Chordata, Mammalia, Artiodactyla, Suidae. Bases 19 to 321 code for a protein of 100 amino acids. Gene Ontology annotation, biological process: low-density lipoprotein particle remodeling; negative regulation of lipase activity; triglyceride-rich lipoprotein particle remodeling. The record is from RefSeq and is a predicted model, not a curated record. The transcript is spliced from 3 exons. Gene Ontology annotation, molecular function: phosphatidylcholine binding; high-density lipoprotein particle binding; lipase inhibitor activity.